This is a messenger RNA of Clonostachys rhizophaga, 2625 nucleotides long. Lineage: Eukaryota; Fungi; Ascomycota; Sordariomycetes; Hypocreales; Bionectriaceae. The record is from the annotation of a GenBank genome assembly.
AUGACCGGUCCAUCGGAGCCCAAGGCCUCCCUGGAGGUUCCCUCCUCCGUCCGGCAACAGCGCUCCGGCACAUCUCUCAACCACCAGGCACCUCACCUACCGCCCGCAAGCAUCACCGAAUCCAAUGAGGACGAAAAGACUGAGUUCCCCCCUCUGGACCCGAACGCAUUCAGCCAGGGCCGCGGAUCAGCAGAGUUCUCGCCCACAGCCCGCGCAGAUGCCAACCGUAUUGUCGACGACCUCGAGCUCCUGCGGGCCGAGCGCCUCAUCUCCAACCAGGAACACGAGGAGAACGUGAGCAAGUUUCGGUCGCGGCGCCACAUGACCGAGGUCGAGGACACCUUCAACCCGCCCAUCCUCGAGGAGGCCAAGACGAUCAAGAAGCGGGACGAGAACGCCGCCCUGUAUAAGUUCUGGGCCUUUCUCAGGAAGUUCCCCCGGUUUGUGCGAUACCUGUUCUAUCUCUUCCCGGGUGCUACGCUGCUCCUCAUUCCCAUCCUGCUUGGACAUUUCGCCAUCGACCAGAACAAGCACCCCAUUGGAGGGACGGGAGGGACGCAGCUGAUGUGGUUCGGCAUCUGGCUUGAGAUCGUCUGGGGUUCUCUCUGGGUGUCGCGGAUGAUCACCAGUCUCAUGCCCAACCUGUUUCUUGUGAUUGCGCGUGCUACUGGCUCGAUCAAUGCCAAGAAGUGGAAGGACAUCGGCAAGGAGAUGGAGCUGCACACGGCCGUAUUCCUCUGGAUGCUGGCCGUCUUGAUAUCAUUCAAGCCCUGUUGCGACGGCCACCGCGUCCCGGUCCCUGACGGUGAAGAGCAGAGCGUGGACGUGAGGUGGAUCGACAUUGUCUUCAAGGUCAUCAUUGCGUUCUUCGUCCUCGCCGCGCUCAACUUCGUCGAGAAGAUUGGGAUCCAGUGGAUCGCCACCGAGUUCCAUGAGCGGACGUACGCCACGAGGAUCGAGAACAACAAGGGCGACAUCCGGCAGCUGGUCAGCCUCUUCGAGUACGCCAAGGACCAGCUUCACGAGACGGACUCGUUCUGGCACAGCAGCCGAGACAACACGACAGUGUCGUCGACGCCUAUGCGCGCCAUCCACGAGAAUGCCCAAAAGGUCCUGGGCAAGGUGGGACAGGUCGCUGGUAGGGUCGGAAAUGACCUCCUCGGUCGAAAGGUGGACAGUAACCACCCCCGCAAGGUCGUCGGCGAGCUCCUCCGCACCACGAACUCAUGCCAUACUCUAGCACGCCUCAUCUAUCGCAGUUUGGUUCGACCUGAUCAGGAGAUGGUCUACAUCGAGGAUGUCCAGAAAGCGUUUGGCACCGAUGAGGAAGCCGAGGCCGCCUUCAAUGUCUUCGACAAGGAUCUAAACAACGAUAUCUCGCUUGAUGAGUUUGAAGCUGUGACGAGCGAGAUUGGAAUGGAGAAGAAGGCCAUCGCGGCCUCGCUCAAGGAUCUCGACUCUGUCAUCAAGAAACUCGACAAGGUAUUCCUCUUCAUCAUCUGUAUCAUCACUAUCAUCGUCUUCAUUUCCAUCAUCUCUGGGUCUGCUGCAGCUGGUCUCGCAUCGGCUGGAAGUUCUGUUCUCGGUCUGGCGUGGGUGCUCCAGGCGACAGCUCAGGAAUUUCUCCAGUCCAUCAUCUUCGUCUUCGUCAAACAUCCUUUCGAUGUCGGUGAUCGUGUGACCAUCUACGGCUCGACGGGUGCGAACAUGACUGGUGACGACUACUACGUGACCGAAAUCUCCCUCCUCUACACCGAGUUCAAAAAGCUCCAGGGCCACGUCGUGCAGGCCCCAAACUCCUUGCUCAACACUCUGUUCAUCCUCAACCAGCGUCGAUCCAACGGACUAGCCGACCCGAUCCCUCUCCAGAUGCGAUUCGGAACGCCCGCCUGGCAGAUCGACGAGCUCAAGGCACGCAUGCUCAAGUUCGUGGUCGAGAACAAGCGAGAAUUCCAGCCUACCAUCCUAGCCGAACUCUCCGCCAUCGAGGACAUGCGAUCCGCCACCUGGACCAUCGUCUUCAUCCACAAGAGCAACUACCAGAACGAAGUCGCCCGCCUGCAGCGCCACAACAAGUUCAUGGUCGAGCUGAUGCACCAGAUCGACGACAUCGGCAUCCAGUCCCCGUUCCGCAUCGACCCCGGCGGCAGCAAGGACCAUCCCCUGCACUGGACCGGCGUCCAGCCUCCCCCAUCCUACUCCACGACCGACCAGUCCGCACCCGCCCCCGCAGCAGCAGCAGCCCCAGGCCCCUCCGCCUCCGCCGGCUCCCUCGCUCGUCGCCCCUCCGCCAGCGGCGCCAACUCCAGCAACGCGGUCGUCUCGCAGAUCGGCCCGGGGGACAUUGGCUUCUCCAACAUGCAAGACGUGUUCGAGAACCGCAAGGAGCACUUCCUCGCCAACCGCCUCGCGUCCAUCAGGGAGAAGGACCGCGCCGAGAAGGCCGCGCAGGAGGUCUCGUCCGACUCGGAGCCGCGCCUCGCGAGGGCCAACACGUCGAGCGUCGCGGCCCCGUCACUCUCGUCGCAGACCCGGAAUCGAUUCUUCUCGCGCGCGCGCAGCUCGUCGAGGUCGCAGCAGGUUGGCUCCCCUACCCGGCCUGGUCAGGGGAGCGACAUUGUGUGA